Molecule: messenger RNA, 780 nt
Organism: Dovyalis caffra
Lineage: Eukaryota; Viridiplantae; Streptophyta; Magnoliopsida; Malpighiales; Salicaceae
Source: the annotation of a GenBank genome assembly
AUGAUAAUAAAAGGGUUGUGCAGGAGAUAUGAGAGAUGGAACCCAGUGCAUCCAACUUCUGGAGCAUUUUGGGGUAUGGGAAUAGGCAUUGGUUGUGGUGUGGGAUGGGGUCCUGGGUUUGGUCCAGAAGCAAUUGGGUAUGUCGGUGCUGGUUGUGGUGUUGGAUUUAGCGUGGGCAUCACUUUUGUUGGUUUUGGUAUUGGCCUGCCUGCUAAUUACCUCUUUCAAGUUCCUUAUAAUGCUAUUUUGGCAACAAGAAGUGGUGCAUUAGCGAUUGCCAGAUCAAAUGGUCUUCUUUCUGCUAAGGAUGUUGCAGGGGAAGGAUGGAAUAAUGUUGCAUCUCGCGCUUAUCUAUUGCAAAGAGAAACCAGCGGAAGGUUGUCUAGCUUUAACAAGAAAGUUUUCUUGGACAAUGGGGUCGACUUGGUUGACAUGAAGAGCAAACUGUCUGCCAAUGCUGGAUCGUUGUCAAAAGUCUUGGAAACAUUUUCCAGUCGAUUCUUUCCUCCUGGAAAAGUUUUAUGGGGAUUGGGAUCACUGGUUAGCGGUGGGUUUAGUGACAAAUCCUGGAUAGAUGGUGAGAGGCUGUAUGGGCUUUUAGGGAAGUUAAAAUCAAAUCCGUUUUGGAGCUCAAAGUCUUCGAUGAUUAAGGCAGGGUUGUCUCUUAGACUCAGGGUACAAAAGAUUGACAUGACAGAGUGCUCAACCUUCAUUUACGUUGAAAAAAUUGUUGUAUCUGUCAGACAGAAUGAGAACACAGACGCUGUGAAUUACUGCUAG